Fundulus heteroclitus (mummichog) is the source of this 3828-nucleotide messenger RNA. It is a transcript of the gene prkg3, whose product is annotated as protein kinase cGMP-dependent 3. NCBI's taxonomy places the organism in Eukaryota, Metazoa, Chordata, Actinopteri, Cyprinodontiformes, Fundulidae. Gene Ontology annotation, biological process: protein phosphorylation. The coding region runs from base 315 to 2354 and encodes 679 amino acids. The record is from RefSeq and is a predicted model, not a curated record. The transcript has 22 exons. Gene Ontology annotation, molecular function: cGMP-dependent protein kinase activity; ATP binding.
UGUGGAAAGGGACGGGAAGGGGAACGGCGGAGAGAAGGCUGGAGAGAGGUGAAACCCAGACUUUGCAAUGUGAGCACGGGAAAGUGUGCAAGGCCAGGAAAAAGCGAAAAAAGAAAAGAAAAGAAAAAAGAGGGAAUAGGUGGUGAUGCCAGAGGGGCUGCGGACUGUAGACCGCCUGGGAGUCAAGCAGGAUCAGAAGCUGAAACUUGUCCACAGCUGAAGCGGGUAUUCUGGUUGAUCGUUUGGCUCCUUUGAUCCAUGCGGCCUGAAUAGGCUGGACAGGUUUUCAUCUUCGAUCCACACCUCCUGCAGCUAUGGAGAAACAGCUGGAAGAGCUGAGGCAGCAGCUGGAAAAACAAUGUCUAAUCAACCAAGAGCUGCAGAGGCAAAACAAGGACCUGGAGCAACGGCUGAAAGACAAAGAAAAACUUUUGCAGCAGCUGCAGAGUCAGUACCACGAUCUCGAGUUUCCCUCUCAGGAAGCUAAUGAGGCGGAGCCUGAAUUCAGGAAGAGUCGUGCAGCUGUUAUAGCCCCCGAGCCCAUUCCAGAGAACCUGGAGAUUUCCCGCAACAGGGUCAAGAAGACUGGCAGUGAGACAAAUCUGAUCGUCAAAGCCAUUCAGAAGAACGACUUCCUGAGCCGCCUUGACGACGAGCAAAUAGCCAUGAUGGUGGACCUCUUGAGGACAUCAGCCAUCAAACCUGGUGAAGAAGUCAUUAAGGAGGGAUCUGAAGGAGACAGCAUGUACAUAGUGGCAGCUGGUGAACUCAUCGUGACUCAGUCAGGCCGGGACCUGAGGACUCUGACCAAAGGAGACGUUUUCGGAGAGUUAGCCAUCUUGUACAACUGCAAACGGACAGCAACAGUCAAAGCUAAGACGCACGUGCAUCUGUGGUGCAUGGAGCGGCAGACCUACAGAACCAUCAUGACUAACAAAUCCAAGAAGAAACGCGAGCAGCUCAUGGGCUUCCUCAAGACGUCUCGUACGCUGAAGGACCUGAAUGACGCACAGCUGUCCAAAAUCAUUGACUCCAUGGAGGAGGUCAAGUUUCAGGAUAAAGAUGUUAUAGUUCGAGAAGGAACAGAAGGAAACACUUUCUACAUCAUCCUCAAAGGGGAGGUACUGGUGUCCAAGAACGUGAAUGGACACCAAAAGCAGAUUCGCAGGAUGGGUAAAGGAGAGCACUUUGGAGAGCAGGCGCUCAUACGCGAGAUCUUGAGAACUGCCACCUGCACAGCUGACGGCCCUGUUACCUGCUUCUCUAUUGACAAGGAGGUUUUUGAAGAGACGAUCCCCGUGGAGCACCUCGAGCUGUUCGACGACUCCAAAGUGAUGCAGGAGGCCCAAGCUCCAGAAAAGCCAAGUCCCAGCUCCACUCUGAAGUUCAAGGAUCUGGUUCCUGUUUUAUAUCAGGAGGGUCGCUAUCAAGGGGAUCCAGUCACACUUGGAGUUGGAGGAUUUGGUCGUGUGCAGCUGAUGACCACGGUGAGUCAUGGGAAAUACUACGCCAUGAAACGAGUCAGCAAAAAGCAAAUCGUUGCCAAGAGGCAGGAGGAACACAUGCUGUUCGAGAAGAAGAUCCUCAAAGCAAUCCAGUGUGACUUCAUUGUAAAACUUUAUGCUGCGUUCAAAGACACGAGGUACAUCUACAUGGUGAUGGAGUUCUGUGGCGGUGGCGAGAUCUGGACUAAACUGAAAGAAGUAGGGCGCUUUGAUGAACACGUCGCUGUGUUCUGUACUGCCUGCGUGGUGGAGGCCUACGCUUACCUCCACAAGAAGAACAUCAUGUACAGAGACCUUAAACCUGAGAACCUGAUGCUGGACAUGAAAGGCUAUAUCAAACUGGUUGACUUUGGUUUUGCAAAGGAACUGAUACGUGGUGAAAAGACCUACUCGUUUGUGGGCACCCCUGAGUACAUGGCUCCAGAGAUCAUCAAGAACCAGGGUCACGACUUUGCAGUUGAUUUCUGGUCACUGGGCAUCCUGAUCUUUGAACUUUUGGUGGGAAGCCCUCCAUUUUCAAGCUCAGAGCCUCAGAAGAUUUAUUCCAAAAUUUUGGAUGGAGAACUCAAGUUUCCACCUUAUCUGAGUGAGGCAGCAAAGUCAAUCAUCAGCAAACUGUGCAGACCUCGGCCAGGUCAGAGGUUAGGAAACACCAAGAAUGGAAUCAAAGAUGUCCGCCAUCACAGGUGGUACAGCAGUAUGAACUGGCACAAGCUGCGUAUGGGUCAGCUGGAUGCUCCAACCAUACGGCUCAUACGCAAGGGUCCCUGCUACAUCAACUUUGAUAAAUUUCCGCAGGACCACUCGAAGGCAGAGGAGGAGUUUUCUGGAUGGGACCGUGACUUCUAAUUCUCACGUUUGGGUUAAAGAAUCUAAGGGUGGAGGGUUUGUCCCUAUCAGUCCAGCGAGGACCUUAAGCAAAACGGCUGACCUUUGCCUACUCAGCCUCUAAAGGGGCCAAAAGAAGAUUAAUGCUACUGGGUAUUGACAUAUUGCACAACACAUUUCUUACCAAAUUUUCACACCAAUUAUAGUGAAGCUGCAGGGAUUCACUUUGACAAAAAUGUGCCGAAUCUCCUUUGUUGCAGUGCUGCAACACACACAUCUCUACAGACAGGGAGGAGGGGUUGAGACGACAUAUUAGGACUCUUGUGCUUUCAUAUUCAGCGCAAAGAGAUUUGGUAGCUGAUGAAUAAGUGUUAAAUCCAUGAAACACCUUGCAGUGAUUAUGCUGAGAUAUGGUAGAGCUUGUAUAAAACGUCCUCUCUGACCGAACAGGUCAAUAAAAUUAACACAUAUGUCAUAUAAACCAGAUCAAUUACUGUUUUCGGUACCAAUUAUAUUGCUACAUGGCAAAUUAUUUACUAGUAGGUGUGAUAGUGUAAUAAAAACCAACAGACCCAGCAGUCACGACUUGCAACUGAUUCUGUUUAAUUGAAGCAGUAAUCCAAAUGGACACGUUCAAGACAAGCGUGUAGGUUAAUCUGUGAGGUCAUUUAUUUCGUGUAAAAAAUAACAGGGGGGCCCUUAUUUAAAGAGGUACAUACCACAUGUUGAACAUGUUAGUUAUAGGGGAUUCUGGGUAAACUCCACUGCUGCCAACAUCGUUCUGAACAACUGUGUACUUAGGGUCAGUGGAUCAGAGAGGAAAACACACAAAGAAGAGCAGAAAAUCCUCCUUAUAGCUGGAAAGGUUUAAAAAAAUCCUUCCAAAUGGAAACCAAAGCAAGUCAUGAAGGCUAAACGGUGCACACAGUUCAUCAGGCAAAACCUAAACCCUGACCUGGAGCCAGAGUACACCAUGUGGGAAUGUGACUCUUGCUGUAGUGUCAGGCCUAAUUAUCACCUACCGGACGUCACGGAUUAGUUCAAUACAUCCCAAUCCUCGAAGAGGUCUUGUUGCACCACUGAAGUGAUUUUUGAACAAGACAAUAAGCCUGAGCACACCCGUUAGCGAGCAGCAUAAAGACCAACAAGAUUAGCAUAAAGAAGCUGCCAGCCCAGUUCCUGAAUUUUAACCUGAGAGGAAAUCCAUGGGGUGACGUCGAAUUUGUCGUUUCUGAGGCCAAACCUAUUGACAGGUCGAAGAAGUUGACCCACUCCCUGCAACACAAACCUGAAGCAAUCCCCAGAAACAGUGUUUAUACGGUUAAAUAGUUCUGUGAUUCAAACGAUCGAGCGCAUCUUCCUCUUUGUUUCCCCCCCCUCACUUUAAGUCAACUGAAAACUUAUUUUAAUACAGUUUUCUUCAUGGGUUGAUUUGAAAUAAAAUGUGUUUCCAAUGCAUUUGUGCAAACGGAAAUAAAAGGUGUUUGAAUCUGGA